Messenger RNA from Annulohypoxylon truncatum, 1572 nucleotides. RefSeq names its product major facilitator superfamily domain-containing protein. The coding region runs from base 12 to 1199 and encodes 395 amino acids. Gene Ontology annotation, molecular function: transmembrane transporter activity. Gene Ontology annotation, cellular component: membrane. Gene Ontology annotation, biological process: transmembrane transport. The record is from RefSeq and is a predicted model, not a curated record. Lineage: Eukaryota; Fungi; Ascomycota; Sordariomycetes; Xylariales; Hypoxylaceae. The transcript is spliced from 6 exons.
GCUAUCUUCUCAUGCAAAUACCAUCGAAUCUGUUCCUGAACAAGAUUGGCAAACCGGCUAUCUACCUCCCAGCAUGUAUGAUGGUAUGGGGCGUUAUCUCGACGGCUACUGCUUCUGUCAAGAACUUUGGUGGUCUCAUUGCCAUUCGGUUCUUUCUAGGUUUCGUUGAGGCAGCUUACUUUCCAGGUUGCCUCUAUUACCUGAGUUGUUGGUACACACGCAAGGAACUAGGUCUACGGACGGCAAUGCUGUAUUCCGGAUCGCUGAUAUCAGGUGCCUUCUCCGGGCUCAUCUCCGCAGGAAUCACGCAGAAUAUGAAUGGUGCAAGGGGUCUAAGUGCCUGGAAGUGGCUGUUCAUCAUAGAAGGUGUCAUCACCAUCGGAGUCUCGUUUUGUGCUUUCUUCGUGGUCCCAAACUUCCCUCGAACGACAUCAUGGCUGACCGAGGAAGAGAAAGCGCUUGCUAUCUGGAGGCUAGAAGAAGAUAUUGGAGAGGAUGAUUGGAUCGACAGCGAGCACCAGUCUCUGUGGAUAGGGGCUAAGCAAGCGUUUGCUGAUUUGAAGACAUGGGUCUUGCUUCUCCUAGUUUUAGGCAUCAUCUCAAGCGCCUCCGUCACGAACUUCUUCCCGGCUGUAGUCAAGACCCUGGGCUACAAUAAUAUUGACACGCUACUUCUGACGUGCCCUCCGUACGUAUUGACCGUCAUCACGACAUUCGUAAACGCAUGGCAUGCGGACCGAACGGGUGAGCGGUAUUGGCAUAUCAUGGGAUCUCUGGUAGUCGCUAUGGCGGCAUUCAUCCUCGCGGCUGCAACUACGGGUCUAGCUCCUCGAUAUGUGGCUAUGAUGCUUAUGGUUCCUGGAGUGUACAGUGGUUUUGUCGUAGCUCUCGCCUGGAUCAGCAACACUCUUCCCCGACCACCGGCUAAACGUGCAGCGGCUCUCGCCUUCAUCAACGCGGUAUCUAACGCAUCGAGUAUCUACGCGUCCUACAUGUACGAGGACAGCAUGGCGCCCCGCUAUGUGAUUGCCAUGUCUGUCAACUGCGGUACCAUAUUCCUCUCAAUGGUGGCGGCUACAAUCUUACGCUUCAUGCUCGUCCGGCUGAACAAGAAGUUGGAUCAGGGCAUAUACGUUGAAGGUGCUAUUAACGCUCUGCCGGGGACUGCUGCUCAGCAUGGCUUCAGAUUCAAGGUUUGAUGCGAUGAUCGUAUGAAUGGAAGUGGAUGAGAACAUAGAUAUGGCUAGGGGCUUUCGAACCUGUAUAUUUGUUGAGUGAAAACUUGCAUUAAAAAGCAGGAACUGCCAAAGAGGACACUUGCUACUACGUAUAUAUCUAAAGAGAGCAACCACCUCCCUAUGCAUCUAUGCCAUGCUUCCUGGUGAAAAGGGGCUAGCAGUGUCCUGAUAGAAUCAACUGUACUUGCUUCUUUGCUUUUUGUCAUGUUUCUUAGAGUGCCAGGCAGGAACGCAGAUGAACUUAUUGGGCUCUUUCCCAUUCGUUCCCGGUCUUUUUUCCGAAUUCGAGAUCGGAGUCGCGUACUUGCCGUUGUCGCCGUUGUCUUCUUAUCCA